AAACACACGAAAAAACUCAACAAAAACAUAAACGCAGGACACAAAAAAAAGUUGCGCUGUAACCGAUCGUUCUUUCAAACGUUCAUAGGUAAUUUCAUAAUGUAAGUAUUAAAAAAAAUGGACAAAAUCUGUUGUUUUAAACAGUGCUUCCAGAUGGGGGACAGAAGAGUGUCUGCAGGUGGUACAAGUCCAUUUCAACAACCUGCUCCAGAUUAUUCCAACAGACGAGCUACGCUUAACAUAGAAGACUCAUUACAGCUCCUUCAGGUCCAGGGAGUCAACUUGAAGGGGCUCAAUGGGGGAAGUUUUGUAUUCAGUAGCCGUAGUAGCACAGCUAGUGAUCUAGAGCAGCAGAGAGAAUUGGCUAGAAGUUCUUUGCAACGUGCCUCGGCUACAGGCAUCCCUUCAAAAUACCUCGUCCCAAACUACUCAAAAAUCGACACGAUUUCAUACAAUGACAGCACAAUCAGUGAUAGCGAUCUGCUGGGAACACCCAAGAAUACAUCUACACCAAGAUCUUCACAACACAUUGAGACAUCUACACCUCAAAGUCAUAGCACCAGUCCAAGAGCUUCUUCAAGACUGAGUAGUAGCAGUGCUAGAUCUGAAUUGAAGAAAACCUAUAAGAAAGAUAGCUCUGGUUUCAAACCUGGAGAACAAGCAGCUAGCAUGCUAUUGGCUGAUGAGUUGUCAUGGAAACGUCAAAAUCAAAUACUACCUGUUUCUGUAAAUGAAGCAAUCUCUAUGUUAAGUGAGCCACCUAUAAGGAAUGUAUCAAUAGGGGAGUACUUUCAGCAGAAUUUUGAUAACAUGUCAUUAUUUACUGGGGCUUCCAGCCCUCCAAAGUCGACUAGCCCUGUUCCUUUGAUAGAUGAAACAGUUCAUACUGUGUUAAGUGAUUUGUCAACGAAAUUAGAAGCUGAUUUUAGCGGACUUUCCCUGAUUCAAGAAGUCAUCAAAGAUAUGCAGUGUACCCCAGCAACUGCAGCUGAGAAACUUUUGAAAAAGACUGAGAAAAAAUCAAGGCCAUCAUCAACCUAUGUCAAAGAGAUCCCAUCAGUACCCAUGAGCAAAAAUUCUUCAUACAGCACGGACCAUUCGGACAACGAGGCCCUUAGAUCAAUAGUGGAGAAAGAAAACAGAAACACCCUAAACAUCACUGGCUCGAUAACGCAAGGAAGAAUAGAGCACUCGACACCAAAAUCACCGAAGCCUUCUCUACCGAGCUCUCCGCGCAGUUGCCAAUCACGAGCGUCUACGGUACAUUCCAGAAGUAGCUCAUCAGUGCCAUCUAGAAGCACUUCCAGUGUUCUGACUAGUUUGCCAGGCGGACGGCUGCCUAUUGAUAGUGAUAAAACUGAGUUGAUAUGGGGUUGUGUCAAAGUCGGCAGAUGCGAUACGCAGGAGUUCAGGCUCAGGAACAAGUCCUCCAAGAAAUUAGGGUUGCAGUUGAAUAUAUCUGGCCAAAAUUAUAAAAUCCGGAAAGACAGCAGGCAAGAUAGUGAGCCAUUGACCAGUUUCAAGAUGCUCAUGCAACCACAUGAAGUUAAAACUAUUAAAGUGUCAUUUAUUCCAACUAGAACAGGAGCUGCAGUGGGCCAGUUGAGCUUCACACCAAUUGAUCACAACUUGAAAAGUAUGAGUAACCAAAUUAUAAAACUAUGGGGCUAUGGAGGCAGUACAAAAAUAGAUUUAAAAAACUUAUCCAGAGAUACGUCAGGCAGAUUUUGGUUAUCACUUGGUACUUUAAACAAUAGUUCCCUGAUGGUUCAGAAGUUUUCAGUCAAAAAUACUGGACUUCUUCCUGGAUUUAUACAUCUCUCACUAGUGUCCAAGGAUCUAUUCAAGGUUACAGUUACGCCGAGCUUCUUCGCCCUCAUAUCCCAAGAGGAGAAAGAAGUAACUGUCACAUACAGGCAGACAAGUGAAGACCGAGCAAAGUUCAGCAAAUUGGUGAAGGACAACAUGGUGGUGGAUUUGGGUACGUUGAUCGCGACGUCAGGAGAGGAAGUAACGCGGGGUAGGUUGCGUCAGUUGUGUAAACAGUCGAUCGCGCGGAAUGAGGAUAUUGAUGAUUUGUCGAAUAUGUUGAUGCAGAGAAUCAACGGAGAGGUGAUGCCAGAAGAUUUAGCGAAGUUUAAAGAAGAUAGGAGUAACAUCCAACAGGUUUUAAAAUUACUAACUCGUAAGGAAAUAGUUUUAACUAUAGAAAUGGAUCCUGAUGAGACAAUAAUUCCACAAUUUUUGGAUGACUCUGAAAUGUUUCAAACACUUCUUCAAGAUGAUAGUUCAGCAGGCCUGAACGAAACAGUUGUCUCCACCUCAAUAAAACUAGAACCUUCCACUCUAAUCCUAACAGUUCCCAAGAAAAGGAGCGACUGUUUAUUCCUAUCGUGUGGUCGCAGCAAAUUCAACUAUGAGGUUUCUUCGACGCCAUCUGGUUUAACUGUCAAUCCUAAACAAGGUAAUGUAGAGCCGGGUAGGGAUGUCGUUAUCACAGUCAGCUACGAUGGCGCGGCUCCAGAGAAGAGAUUAGAAUUUAAUGUCACUGUGAGUUGUAAUGGUCAUGUACUUAUAGCCGUUGUGAAGGUAAUCUGUGAUCGGGUUUUGAAUAUGUAACAUACUUGUCGACCUUUUAAUUUUAUUGGUGAUAUGCAUUUUUAAGUUUUUUAUGGUGGUGGUCAGUUUUAUACUCGAAACGUUCCGAUUCUUAAUAUUAAGGAGUAACAUUCCUGUAAAGCUAUAUUCUCGUCAAAAGCUACCUGAUGUCAACCCAACUUCAACUGACUAAAGCAACUGCCAAGUAACUGACAGUCUCAUGUUAAGAUUGCGGUUAAAGCUACUACACUUGUUAAUGAGAAGGUGGAAUAUAAAUAAACUAUUUUGGUUCUUAAAAGCACUAAUACAAAGAAAAUCGUAUAAGUAACGUAUUUCAUAAUAUUACUUGAAAGCUUACAAACAUGCGUUGAAGAAGUACAGUCUGCAAUAAUCAAAAGUUUGCCAGUUUUGGCCUAAUACACAAGGUAAAAAAAUAUUUUUAAAAUAAUUUAUCUUAAAAUACUCUUCGGAGCUUUGUGGGGCGAGGCCAACUUAAAUUUAAAUAUUUACCGACCUAAAAAAUUAUAAUUAUCACGAUCACUGCCACGUUUGUCCUAUAGGACCAACACUCAUGUUGCCUCAGCAGGCCACAUUGGUCCAAUAGGGCCAACAUAUAUUUUGCCUUACCAGGCUAUGUUGGUCCCAUGGGGUCAACGCAUUUUCUGCUGCUGGGCCGUUGGCGCUCAUUUACCUAUGUACGCCUGCAGAAAUGGACCAACAUGGCCUAGAAGCUAUACGCCGCACAUAUAAUUUCUUAGCUUUUUCCAUUAUGACACCUGUUAAAAAAUAUGUCUGGCAGCGAACGUGUUAAGCAGAGUUUUAACCCAGUUAAAAUUUGUUUAAACAAUAUAUUUAAAUUGCGGCAGCACUUCAUAACGCAUUUCAUGCAGUUUGGCGGCGACUCCGGAUGAGUAUGCUGGUGCGUUAUCAUGGUGAAACACAGUAUCUUCAUUUUCGCCAAAUGUGGCCGUGUCUCCUUCAAUGUUUUGUCGAAGCGGUUCAAUAACUGUAGUCCGGUUAUCGUUCUUCCUCUUUCUAAAAAAAUCCAUGAGGAUGACGCCGUUCGCAUCCCAAAAAAUCGUCGCCAUGACCGGCCGAUGAGACCACCUUCGCCUUCUUUGGAGCAGAUGCUUAGUUUCUGGUUUCAUCAACGGUACUAACUCGACGCAAAAACUCCUCCGGAUUUCGCUUAAUUUGCUCCAAACACUGCUUCGAAGUUGACAGCCGUAUCCGCUUGUUGUCCAUAGUCAGCAAUCGCGCAUACAAUUUUUUCAUCUCCAGCUUAUCAUGUAAAAUAUUCAUUGCCGUUCCGAUCGACACACCCAGGUGCUAAUUCGCGCAGUUUCGUUCGUCGAUCAGCGAGAAUAAUGUCGAUGACUUUUUGAACGCUCCUCAUCAAAAACGGAUGUUCGACCACGUUUAAAUUCAUUGAACCAAUAUCUAACUUUGGUCAUAGGCUGGUUAGUGUCAGCGCUGACAGCUCAGCGCGUGGUUUGUCAGCGCGAAACGAUUUAGUAUCGUGCUGAUCGCCACGGAAUACAGUCGCAGACGCAAAAUCCUGAGAGCAAUAAUCAUUGCUGCUUUGUACUACGUAUUGAAAAGAAGGACAAACCGGCGACGAAGACUUCAUGUUCAUCCAUUGAUUGAGCAGAGAGCCGUCGCAGGAGAAUUAUACAUAUAUACAUUAUACGUCACUUUGAGGACUGAUGAAACAAAAUUCUUCAAUUACUUUCGGAUGUCGACUAGAACUUUCGACGAAUUACUGGCAAAGACAGAAAAUACACUGGUCCAUUCCAGUUUACGACGUGUGGUAUACCACCGAUUGAAAGACUGACGGUGACCUUAAGGUAAGAAAAAAACAUUUAUAUAAAUUAUCAUAAAGUAUAAUAUUCAUAGGAAAAUACAUUUUUUUCAUAUUAUUAUUAGUCAUUACUGCUGGCUGUUUGAUACCCCAAGUAACCUGGAGUAGCAUCAUCAGUUUUAUAUCCUGAGUAACCUGGAGUCGUAUUAUUAUAUGAUGACCCAUACGGAUCAUUUUGCAGCGGAGAUCUUAUAUCAUUCGAGUGGGAUGAUAGCGAGCUGUUUGUUCGGUAAUUGUAAUUUUUGACUUCUAUGGCAUCGCGCAAAACUCUCGACCGAAACUCCAGUUUUUGUUCAACAUCGGAAGAGUUCAAAAUUGGAUCCAAAGAAGAAAAAAAAGCCAGAUCGUCAGCGGCAAUAUCUGGUGUUUGAUUUUUCAGUAAUGUUAACAAAUUCCUUUCAAACGGUGAAUUUUCUUGUUUUUUUUUUGUUGUGACUUGUUUUUUCUUUUUUGACUCCAAGGUCUUUGUGAUGUUCUGGAAUCAACAGCAUGGCCGUUCUGGUCUUUCUGUAGAGUAUUUGAAGAAGCUUGAUGCGUUGGCAUAUCAGAAUAUUGUGUAUUUUCUCAAGGUACCAUAUUCCCCGGUAAUGCCAUAUUAUCCAUAUUUGCUUAGGGUGAUGGUGUGUUUUCUUUCAGUAGAUUCAUCAACUUCAUUCAGAUCUGACUGAGUCAGAAAGCUUAGUUCAUCAUAAUAGAUACACUUUUUGUACUUUGGUGCAGCACUUCCAGAAGGUGUUUUUUUCAUAGCGUUAAAAUAUGCAUCCGUUUUGCUGAAACAGAAAAACAUUUAUUAUUUUCAGAUUUUUGGCUACGGGUCGGACAUAUACAGAUCUGCAUUAUUCAUUCAGGAUUGGAAUUGUAACAUCAGUCUAAUCGUAAACGAAGUUUUAUAGGUAAUAUGGGAAACACUACACGAGGAAUGCAUACCAACAAAAACCUCUGAUAUGUGGCAAAAAAUUGAUAACGGGUUCCUACAGAAGACCAACUUUCCAAAUUGCAUCGGAGCUAUCGAUGGCAAGCACAUUCGAAUGAUAAAUCCAGACGGUGGUGGAUUAAUGUUCGACAACUACAAGAAUUUCUACUGCGUAGUUCUCCUGGCCAUGUGCGAUGCAGAUUAUUGUUUUACAUAAUGUAAACAUUGGAUCAUAUGGAAAAAACACUGAUUCAUCUAUAUUCCACGACAGUACACUAUACAGAAGCUUAGAAAAUAUUGCUCUGAAUAUACCACGACCGAAGCCACUACAUGGAACAGCUACUCCAGUUGAACUAGGUGAUGGUGCUUUUGGAAUAUAACAAUAAUAUAACAAAAUCAUGAAGCCAUAUGCGCAAACUAACAUGAAACUUACGUAGACUGAGCCGUAGUGGACGAUAUAUAGAAUCGAUAUUUGGUAUAAUUUCAAACAAGUUCAGAGUGUUUCAUACACCUAUUAGUGUGGAUUUUAAUGUUACAAAGAACAUAGUUAAAGCCUGCUGUAUAUUGCUUAAUUUUAUAAGAGUACGCGAUGGUUAUCGUAUUGAAAAUACACUUACAAUUAUUGAGGAUAUGGUGGAAAUAGCAACUGUACCUACAAACAGGUCUGGCAACGCUCUGCGAGAACAUUUUGCUGAGUAUUUUUUGAGUCCUAAUGGUAGGGUGUCCUGGCAAGACUCAUGUAUAUUUUAACUCUCAAAUGCUUUGUUCGUCGGAUAGUGUAGGUAUUCUAAGAUAAAUAAAUAAAACACUUACCAAGUUUUGUUUUUCUUCCUCCAUAACAUUUUCGUAUAAUGUGGUGACAAUAUCCUCUCGGAAUUUAUUUCUUGCAUCCUUAUUUCUAGAGAGUGCAUCAGAUGCAUCCCACAAAUGCUUUCUCAGGCGUACUUUGUCGAUGACUCGACUUAUAUCUACAUUGGGCACGCGUAGCAAUCGGUGCUGACCACCGUCCGCGCUGUCAGCUACGCCUUAUUCUAAAACGCUUCCUAGACUUUCAUAUAUUUCGCCUGUCGGCGCUAACGGUCAGCGUGACUCUAAAUCAGCCAUAGAUGGCGAAGUGUCCCCAUAAACAGCAUCCAAUUUUGCUUUUAUCUCCUCGCAUUUUUCCCAUCCAAAAACAAAAAGCGAAUUACCGAAUGAUACUGCUCGAAAAACGUGUUACGCGAAUGGCUGCCAAAUCCAAACGAACCUAUCAAUCAGUCUGAAAUUUGUUGUGUCGUCAUUUGAUAUAUGGCAGCACACGAUGAUAAGACCAAUUUCCCUCAGGAACGCCCUCUGUCGUCAAACACGUGUACUUAUUGAACAUGCCUCGUAAUUUCUGAAAAACCCUAAAAAUGUGCAUAUUAAAUGCUUAAAAACUCGGCUAAAAAUUACAAUUUUUGAGGUUGUCAUCUAAAUUCAAGUUCAAGCCUUGCUCUAAACUGUAUGAGACCCCGAAGAGUAUUUAGAUAUUAGUUUAUUUUAAUGUGAUUUUUAACCUUAGAGGCUGAGGCCCAUAAAGUGCUCCAACAAAUCGAACAAUCGAUAUUUGGUAUAUUAUGGGAGCUAGAAGCCUCGUCCACCGCUUUUCAAUUUUCAAGAGCCAGCAACUUAGCGGUUGAGUAUUUUCAUUCAUAUAUACUUCUUUCAAAAUACUAAUUUUUUUCGACAGCUUCGGCAUGUUUACAGCCUGCUGAAGUGUCAAUGGUAUCCACAGUUGAAAUUUUUAUCAAUUUGUUAGCAUUUGCAAACCGACUAGCGACGGCAGUGCUAGCAACCAUUGUUGAACUGGUCGCGUUGCCGUCUCUUUGGUGUGAAAGCUACCGUCAGGUUGUAGUUGCGACGUUGCCAGUUGCUUUUGGCUAGGACGGUGCGUAACAGUCCAAACAUACCUAUUUUCAAUGCUAUACUGUAACAAGACAUCAGAAAAGACGGGUUUGAACCAUUUGUGAGAGGUAACAUUUAUGUUUCAUGUUAUUCGGGUCUCUAAAAAGUUAACUUUCUCUGAAAUUGUUUUGGUCCUAUUGGUUUAGACAACGUUGCAAAAACUAAAGUCUGUACUCAAACAUUUCAUGUCAUUUUAGCCAUUUGUUCGAGACAUUUGCGACUGAAAAUGUAAGAAAAGAAAACGUCGGAGCGUUAGCGACUUUUUUAACAUUUUGUUUUGGUAUAGCAGUGGAAUCUAUUAGCAGAAUGUGAAAUGAUUAAUAUUGCAGCCAACCCCUAUAACGAUUAUGAUACUUCGUUAAUUACCUUUACCACUAUAAAAUAGUUAUAUUUAAAAGACAUUUUAUAAUAAAAUAUUUUUUAUA
Acanthoscelides obtectus is the source of this 7720-nucleotide messenger RNA. Lineage: Eukaryota; Metazoa; Arthropoda; Insecta; Coleoptera; Chrysomelidae. The record is from the annotation of a GenBank genome assembly.